Nelumbo nucifera (sacred lotus) is the source of this 4007-nucleotide messenger RNA. It is a transcript of the gene UPL7, whose product is annotated as ubiquitin-protein ligase 7. Gene Ontology annotation, molecular function: ubiquitin protein ligase activity. Lineage: Eukaryota; Viridiplantae; Streptophyta; Magnoliopsida; Proteales; Nelumbonaceae. Gene Ontology annotation, biological process: ubiquitin-dependent protein catabolic process; protein polyubiquitination. The record is from RefSeq and is a predicted model, not a curated record.
UCAGGGAGCAGUGGGGAAAGCGUCCUCUUUAGGCUUCUACCGCUAGAUGGUCCGAAUGAGUACAGAUCCAGUUCCGAUGAAUAGUGGACGGCGUAGAUUCUGUCACGGACGCUUGUCGUCAUGAGGCUGUCAUCUCUGUUCGAAAGAGAUCGGUUCCGGAGAGGUCUACUUGGAGUUGCAUCGUAGGAAUUGAAAGGGUGGUUGUUGGUUGGGUGAUUUUUUUCCCCGUCGGCGAAGGUAUUGAUUCCAGGAUCCACCGGCGAAGGGUAAAGUGCAGUCAGACUCUGUUCGGAUGGUUGGUCGGAUUUCAUGGAUGAAUCUAGCAAACAACAAGUUUCGUUGAGGGGAGCGAGUGCCAAGGAGAUCACAAGAAAUGCCCUACUUGAGAAAGUCUCACAUGAAAGAGAGCUCCGCAGUUAUACCAGACGAGCUGCAGCUGUUGCUAUCUUUAUUCAGAAAGUCUGGAGGCGCUACAAUGUGACAAAGAAGGUGGCUGCAAAGCUCCAAGAAGAAUGGAAAGCUUUAGUGAAUCAUCAGGAUGUUUUGUUGAGCAGCAGAUGGGUUUCCAGCAGUUUGUUAAGGCCUUUUCUUUUCUUUAUUACUCAUUCGGCAACUGUAAAUCAGAAGCUAAGGGAAACAGAUAUUAAGUGCACACUGGUUUGCUUCAAAAUUCUAUUAGAAAGCAUAAAUUCAACUGCAUUAGAGAAAAACUUUUGUUCUCUGGCUUCUGGUACACAUGAGGAAAGAAGGACAUGGCUUUACCAAGCACAGAAGAUGAUUUCAAUAUGUUUGUUCAUUCUUGCUGAAUAUGAUAACACCUGUUCAGGGAAUCAAGACGGUAUUCUUCUCACUACUUUAGCAAUGCGCCUCGCUGUUGCUUUAACUGAUCCAAAAGGAUGGAAGAGUGCUAGUAAUGAGAAUCUCAGAGAUUCAGAUAGUGCAGUAAGAGAGUUAAUCAAAUGUACUGUAACUGGAAAAAGCCAAGUGUACAAUUCUAUUAGAAGAUACAUUAUUAGAUUGGAUGCUGGUUCUGCAUCACGAAGGAAUUGUGGUGUACAGACAGAUGACCGUUUUUUGAUUACUGCAAGUGCAAUAACUUUAGCCUUGCGGCCUUUUCAUGUUGUAAAAUUAGAUACAAAUUAUCCUUGCUUAUUCGAUGUUCAAGAUGCUGCAGUGCAGUACUGUAUACUUCUACUUACAAUUCCUUGGCUUUCUCAACGCCUUUCACCAGUUCUCUUACCUGCUUUGAAACAUAGGACCGUUCUCUCACCUUGCCUUAAAGUGCUACUGAUGUCAAAGGAGAAAAUAUUUUUGGAGAUGCCAAAGUUAGAUCUGUCAAAAAUACCUGGUUGCUGUACUGAAGUGAUUCCAUGUGUAGGUUGGGCUCUUGCAAACAUCAUAAACCUGGCAACAGAAAGUGUGAAUGACUCUGUUAAUCCUGGACGGUUUGCACAAGACCUGAAGUGUACAUUAUAUGUUCAUGUUGUUGGCAUCAUUGCAGAAAAUUUAUUGGUUAUGCUUGACAAUGUUGGAAAAACAAGGAAGGAGAGCCAUGAAUAUAUUGAUACUAUUGAUGAUUCUACAGAAGCUGUUAACCCAGGAGAUUUGGGAAAUGAAAUGAACAGGUCCUUGAAGAUAUCAUACAUAGACCUUCUUAAACCUGUCCAUCAGCAGUGGCAUCUUAUGACACUUCUGGCAAAGAUAAAUAAGGAUGUCUAUAUUCAGGGGAUUGGUACCUCUUCACCAAACCGGAGCCCCCCAUACCCUGGGAACUUGAGAUUUCUUGAUAUUUCAUAUUUUUAUUCUUACAUGCUGAGAAUAUUUUCGUCCUUAAAUCCUAUAGGUGGCCCCCUGCCUGUUUUGAACAUGCUAGCUUUUACUCCUGGGUUUCUUCUAGAUCUAUGGGGAGCACUUGAAAUUUCUAUUUUUGUGGGAAAAAAUCACAUUUCUGUGGGUGAUAUGCCAUUCAGAAGUGGAACAUCUGGUAGUCAAAAUGAUGCAAGCUUUGAGAAGAAACAAAGAAAGAUCCCAAAAGAUACAGGAAAUAAAUGGGCUACCGUACUACAAAAAAUCACUGGCAAGUCACCAUUGGACAUGGAUCAUACUCAUUCAACUGAUGACCCACCUAAGCUUGAUCAGCUCGAUGGUGAUCCUUGUGACUCAUGGGAUAUUGAGCCUCUGAGGCAGGGUCCACAAGGUAUUUCAAAAGACAUGGCUUGCCUGCUGCAUCUGUUCUGUGCUACAUAUUCACAUCUAUUAUUGAUUCUUGAUGACAUAGACUUCUAUGAGAAACAGGUUCCCUUCAAGCUGGAGCAGCAGAGAAGAAUUGCAGCAGUGCUCAAUACAUUAGUUUAUAAUUGCUUUUCUCAUAGUAAUGGCCCACAAAAUACACCAUUGACGGAGGCUGCAGUGAGAUGCCUCCAUCUCCUCUAUGAAAGGGAUUGCAGGCAUCCGUUCUGUCCUCCUGACUUGUGGCUUUCACCUGCUAGAACGAGUCGGCCUCCAAUUGCAGCAGCUGCAAGAGCUCAUGAAGUGAUAUCUGCUAAUCUGAGAUCAGGGRAUGCUUUAACUAUUCCAAGCAUGGGUUCUGUUAUCACAACCAUUCCACACGUAUUUCCAUUUGAAGAACGGGUUCAGAUGUUUAGAGAAUUUAUCAAGUUGGACAAAGCUUCUCGAAGAAUGGCAGGUGAAGUGGCUCGACCGGGUCCAGGUUCAAUAGAGAUAGUAGUUCGCCGGAAUCAUAUAGUUGAAGAUGGAUUUAAGCAGUUAAACACCCUUGGGUCAAAGCUAAAAUCAUCGAUACAUGUUUCAUUUGUCAGUGAAUGUGGCCUUCCAGAGGCUGGCCUGGACUAUGGUGGUUUGUCCAAAGAGUUCUUGACUGAUAUCUCAAGAACAGCUUUUGACCCUGAGCAUGGAUUGUUUUCUCAGACCUCAACUUCAGAAAGACUUUUAAUUCCUAAUACAGCAGCGAGGUUUAUGGAGAAUGGGAUCCAGAUGAUUGAGUUCCUUGGGAGAGUUGUUGGGAAAGCACUUUAUGAAGGAAUAUUAUUAGAUUAUUAUUUUUCACACGUUUUUGUACAAAAGCUUUUAGGCCGUUAUAGUUUUCUUGAUGAACUAUCAACAUUAGAUUCAGAGCUGUACAGGAAUCUUAUGUAUGUAAAGAAUUAUGAUGGUGAUGUCAAAGAACUCUCCUUAGAUUUCACAGUUACUGAGGAAAUACUAGGCAAACGGAUUGUCACUGAGCUUAAACCCGGUGGAAAAGAUGUUGCUGUCACAAAUGAGAACAAAUUGCAGUAUAUUCAUGCCAUUGCAGACUAUAAACUUAACCGUCAGAUAUUGCCUUUGGCAAAUGCAUUUUACAGAGGGUUGAUUGAUCUGAUAUCACCAUCCUGGUUGAGCUUAUUUAAUGCAAGUGAAUUUAAUCAGUUACUUUCUGGUGGAAACCAUGAUAUUGAUAUUGAUGAUUUAAGGAAUAAUACUCGAUACACCGGUGGUUAUUCUGAAGGGAGUCGGACAGUCAAACUCUUUUGGGAGGUCAUUUCUGGAUUUGAACCGAAAGAGCGUUGUAUGCUUCUAAAGUUUGUAACUAGUUGUUCUCGAGCUCCACUACUUGGAUUCAAGCACUUACAGCCAGCCUUCACUAUUCACAAGGUUGCAUGCGAUGUGCCUCUUUGGUCAGCAAUUGGAGGGCAGGAUGUGGAUCGGCUUCCUUCAGCAUCCACUUGCUAUAAUACACUCAAGCUUCCAACUUACAAACGACCCAGCACCUUGAGGGCAAAACUUCUCUAUGCCAUCAGUUCUAAUGCAGGAUUUGAACUUUCUUAGGAGAAUUGGAACCCCAGUGCUGGUUCUGGUGAUGAACUUUGGCUCUGUUUUCUGCCGUUUAGUUUCAGUCUCCUUGUAUAAUGAGAAAUUGAUAUCUAGAUUUUGCAAUGUUGAACCACAGUUGUCUGUAAAUGUCAUAACAUGGCAGUUUUCCUCUCAAGCUGGUGCUCAGAUUGCCUAUC